AUGUGGUUGGAUGUUUUGCUGUCUACGCGCCGGGCUGUGCUAUUUGCAGCCCUCGCUUUGAGCACGGCGGGCCAAUGGCGAGGCGAGCAUUGCUUGGACAGCAUAGUCGCCCACUGGCGCAGCCCAUCUCGUGCUGCCAAGUCCGUCCCGUCUGACCGCCAGCCUUGA
Molecule: messenger RNA, 168 nt
Organism: Bipolaris victoriae FI3
Lineage: Eukaryota; Fungi; Ascomycota; Dothideomycetes; Pleosporales; Pleosporaceae
Exons: 1
Coding region: 1-168 (55 amino acids)
Source: RefSeq, a predicted model, not a curated record